AUGUCGAACGCACUUGGUGGAGAUUCACCGAUCAUGGGUAAAGAGUCCAGCACAAUUGUGCAAAUACCUAGCAAUCGGAUUGUUAACAACGGCAACCGGAAAGUUAAAAACAGCAACCGGAGUGUUGACAACGGCAACCGGAGUAAUAACAACGGCAACUGGAGAGUUAAGAACAUCAAUCGGAGUGUUAACAACGGCAACCGGAGAGUUAAGAACAUCAGUCGGAGUGUUAACAACAGCAUCCAGAGAGUAAACAAUAGCAACCGGAGAGUUAACAAUAGCAACCGGAGUGUUAACAACGGCAACCGGAGUAAUUACAACGGCAACCGGAGUAAUAACAACGGGAACCGGAGUGGUGACAACGGCAACCGGAAUGUUACAAACAUUAAUCGGAGUGUUAACAACGGCAACCGGAAAGUUAAGAACAUCAAUCGGAAUGUUAACACCGGCAACCGGAGAUUUAAAAACAGCAACCGGAGUGUUAAAAACAGAAACCGGAGAGUUAAGAACAUCAAUCGGAAUGUUAACACCGGAAACAGGAGAUUUAAAAACAGCAACCGGAGUGUUAAAAACAGAAACCGGAGUGUUAUAAACACAAACCGGAGUAAUAACAACGGCAACUGGAGUGUAAAAAACGGAAAGUGGAGAGUUCUCAACGGAACUGGAGUGUUGACAACGGCAACCGGAGUGUUAACAACGGCAACCGGAGUGUUAACAACGGCAACAAAAGAUGUAUCAACGACAACCGGAAUAGUUAAAACGGCAACCGGAGUGUUAACAACGGCAACCGGAGUGUUAAGAACAUCAACCGGAGUGUUAACAACAGCAACCGGAGUGUUAACAACGGCAACCGGAGUGUUAAGAGCAUCAUUCGGAAUUGACAACGGCAACCGGAGUAGUGACAACGGCAACCUGAGUAGUGACAACGGCAACCGGAGUAGUGACAACGGUAACCGAAGUAGUGACAACGGUAACCGGAGUAGUGACAACGGUAACCGGAGUAGUGACAACGGCGACCGGAGUAGUGACAACGGUAACCGGAGUAGUGACAACGGCAACCGGAGUGGUGACAACGGCAACCGGAGUAGUGACAACGGCAACCGGAGUAGUGACAACGGCAACCGGAGUAGUGACAACGGCAACCGGAGUGGUGACAACGAUAACCGGAGUAGUGACAACGGUGUUGGCAACCGGAGUAGUGACAACGGUAACCGGAGUGGUGACAACGGUAACCGGAGUAGUAACAACGGCAACCGGAGUGGUGACAACGGUAACCGGAGUAGUGACAACGGUAACCGGAGUGGUGACAACGGUAACCGGAGUAGUGACAACGGCAACCGGAGUAGUAACAACGGCAACCGGAGUAGUGACAACGCAACCGGAGUAGUAACAACGGCAACCGGAGUAGUGACAACGGCAACCGGAGUAGUAACAACGGCAACCGGAGUAGUAACAACGGCAACCGGAGUAGUGACAACGGCAACCGGAGUAGUAACAACGGCAACCGGAGUAGUGACAACGGCAACCGGAGUAGUGACGUCGGCAGCCGGAUUAGUAACAACGGUUGCACGGUGA
Mya arenaria is the source of this 1575-nucleotide messenger RNA. RefSeq lists its product as uncharacterized. NCBI's taxonomy places the organism in Eukaryota, Metazoa, Mollusca, Bivalvia, Myida, Myidae. The transcript is spliced from 3 exons. The record is from RefSeq and is a predicted model, not a curated record. The coding region runs from base 1 to 1575 and encodes 524 amino acids.